UGGCGGGCGGGGGGCGGAGCAGCGAGGGAGCGAGGGAGCGACCCGGCGCUCGCCAUCGCCUGCCGCCCUCCCGACGGGGUGGUCUUGGCUGCGGCUGGCCGGGCUGGGGGGCUCUUCCGUCGGCCAGCUGACCAGCCGCUCCCGGCUGCGGGCGAGGCAGCCACGAUGCGAGCGCUCGUUGCCCUGAUCGCGCUGCUGGGCAGCCUGCUCCUCUUCCUCUGCCUCGUGUGGCUUUCCGCCGAGGGUUCCUUGAGCGCCAGGGGCUGGGAGAAGGAGGUCAAAGACACCACCGACGCCCCCCCUCCAGUGAUGAGAUCCCUCCAGGUUCCCUUCGGCUCUCUCCAACUUGCUCCUCAAACGGCCACCAACAGGGUGAAUUUUUAUUUUCAUUUAAACAGAACUCCUAAUCAGCCCAGAAUUCAGAAGCCAGAGCAAGCCUCCAAAUGCAAAGAGAUGUGGAGUAACAGUUGGGCUGCAUCCGUUAAGAGGAAAAGGUAUGCAGAAGACUAUUAUUUGCAAGUUGUUGGAAAAUUUCAGAACUGCACAUGGAACAAGAGGCCACAAGAAUAUGCCAAGUUUAAGUCAGAGCUUGCCUCUUGCUGUGAUGCUGCUCACAAUUUUAUCACUUCUCAAAACAAUACCCCACUGGGAAGCAGUAUGAGUUAUGAGGUGGACAGCAAAAAAACCAUCCACAUCAGCGAGGAAAUAUUCAGGAUGCUGCCUGAAUCUCAGCCUCUGGAGCACCCCUUCAAGAACUGUGCCGUGGUUGGAAAUGGAGGGAUUCUGAAGAACUCCAACUGUGGAGCAGAAAUUGAUCAAUCUGACUUUGUUUUCAGGUGUAACCUUCCUCCCACUGUGGGGAGCAUCAGAGAAGAUGUUGGCAGCAAAACAAAUCUUGUCACCAUCAACCCAAGCAUUAUAUCCCAGAAAUAUAACAAACUGAAUGAAAAGAAGGCCACCUUUCUGGAAAAUAUUGCAAGCUAUGGAGACGCUUUCCUUUUAUUACCAGCUUUUUCCUUCAGGAGCAACACGGCUGCUUCUUUCAAAGUACAUCACACUCUGAAGGAGUUUAGCGCAAAACAGAAAGCCAUCUUUUUCUACCCCCAAUAUCUCAGAAGUCUUGCCCAGUUCUGGAGAACUAAGGGAGUCAAAGCCUAUCGGCUGUCUUCAGGCUUCAUGAUCACCAGUGCUGCUUUGGAACUGUGUGAGAAUGUAAAGCUUUAUGGCUUCUGGCCUUUCUCCAAAAAUGUAGCUGGUACUCCAAUCAGCCACCACUACUAUGAUAAUCAACCACCCAAGCCUGGUUUCCAUGCAAUGCCCAAAGAGUAUAACCAGAUUCUUCAACUGCAUGGAAGGGGUAUCCUCAAGCUGCAAUUUGGCAAAUGUCUACCUGACUAAUCUGAGAGUGAUGAUUGCCAAGGAAAGCGCUGGUAUGCGCCACACGCAAUUCAAUGUUGGAUUUGAUCAAAUGUCCACUUGUGAGCAUAGAACUGUGCUAUUAUAAUUCAAAGAAUAUUUUGCAUUGAAUAAUGGCGGUCUUUUUAUUACAUGGUGGCCUGUGUGAUUUUUAGAUUCCCGUAAUCUGACUUUUGACAUAAACAAAAUUUUAAAAAUCCAAGGUACUUACUACAGUUCACAAAGCACACACUCAGGAUGUUAGCUGUCGGUGAAAUUUUUGAGAGGUUGGCUUGCUAAGUAGUUAUAAUUUUAAGUGCUUUUUUUGUUUUGUUAAUACCAUCCAGAAUGGUUGAAAGUUGUCUACCUUAAUAACUUCGUCAUACUGUAUGACUGCACUUUUUUUGAUAAACUGUGAAAUGUUUCUUGAUUCAAACAUGGCUUUCCUUGCUGGCAGUCUUACAUGGUACAUAGCCUCAGAGAAAUGGUGAAGGACUUCAUGGGCUAUCUAGUCUAAUACCCUGAUAAGUGCAGGAAAUCCAAAGUCAGAUUGUUCCUUAUAGUUGAUUGUCCAGCCUCCAGCGAUGAAGAACUAACUCUUCAUAGUUGAACAGCUCUUACAAUUGGGAAAUGUCUCUGAAUGUUUAACUGAGAUCUAGCUUCCUGUAAAUUAAACCCAUUAGAUCUAGUAUCAUCCUCUGGAACAGCCUUCUAAGUCUUUGUCAUCUGUUAAGUGAUAGGUAUUCAAGUGUAUGAAGAGUGCAAUAAUGUCCUUUGCUCCCCCACCCCCCCAUUUUUCUAUUAUUCAGACUAAACAUACCCAGUACCUUCAUCCUUUCAUCAACUUUCUUACAGAUUGCUGGCUGUCUUCAUCACCCUUUUUCCGAACCUGUUUAAAAACAGUUUUGUCCAUGUAUGUACCACUGUGUGCACUGGAAUGUAUUCUAAACAAUCUCUUUGAUAUAUAGUGCAAAAUCCUUCUUUGGAAGUAAAGGUAUGGUCUGAAUUGACAUUUGGUCCAUCUGAUAUUUGAGACUUGAAACUAUACAUGACAAUGGACAAUCCAUGCCUAUAAACUUGUGAAUGCCCUAGUGUGAUUUUUUCCCCUGACUCAGGUUUGUGAUCAAAAGUGAUCUUGAAGAAAAAUUACUUCUCUGAAA
Molecule: messenger RNA, 2555 nt
Organism: Sphaerodactylus townsendi
Lineage: Eukaryota; Metazoa; Chordata; Lepidosauria; Squamata; Sphaerodactylidae
Gene: ST8SIA6
Product: ST8 alpha-N-acetyl-neuraminide alpha-2,8-sialyltransferase 6
Exons: 9
Coding region: 166-1398 (410 amino acids)
Biological process (GO): oligosaccharide metabolic process; N-glycan processing
Molecular function (GO): alpha-N-acetylneuraminate alpha-2,8-sialyltransferase activity
Source: RefSeq, a predicted model, not a curated record